AUGAAUCAUCAAAAACUUGAAACUGAAGUUAGAUUCACUGUUAGUUGUACUGCUUAUUUUGGUUAAGCUGUAUAUAUCUCAGGAAGCUGCGAAGAAUUAGGAAACUGGAACCCUGAAUUAGCUAUCCGUAUGAAUUGGUCUGAAGGUAAUUUAUGGUGGUGUGUAGUUUCAUUAUCUACUAAUAUAGACUUUGUAUACAAAUACUAUGUAUCAAGUUAUGAAAACAUGACUAGUGAUGUAUGUUGGGAGUAAAUUAGUAAUAGAGUUUUUAGCUUUUAGGAGUCUUAAACUAAACAAAAUCAUGAUGUAUUUGAUCAUAACUUUAUUUAAAGUCAAUCGUAAAACAAAAAUCAUAUUGAAACAGAAGGAUGCGAAUAAACUCUAUGCUUAGGAAAUAUUUAUGAAAUAACUGACCAGUAAUUAAGCUGUAAAUAAGAAUCUUCAGACAGAUUAGAAGUUUAGAAGAAUUGCUAAGAAAGAUCAUCAAUAAAAUCAAGUUCUAUUUGUAAUAGUGAGAAAAGCUUUUAUUCACCCAAAAAUACUGAAUUAUCUUUAAUAGUUAAUUUUAAACGUUAUCCCACUUACAAUCCUUAGAAAAUUAAUGUAGAAAAUGACAAAAUGAAUAAAAUUAAAUUAUCUUCUUUUAAUUCAUAAUUGGUUAGCUAAAAUUAAUCCUAAAAAAAAUGA
Molecule: messenger RNA, 687 nt
Organism: Tetrahymena thermophila SB210
Lineage: Eukaryota; Ciliophora; Oligohymenophorea; Hymenostomatida; Tetrahymenidae
Product: starch-binding domain protein
Exons: 4
Cellular component (GO): membrane
Molecular function (GO): starch binding
Source: RefSeq, a predicted model, not a curated record